Manihot esculenta (cassava) is the source of this 755-nucleotide messenger RNA. RefSeq names its product eukaryotic translation initiation factor 5A-like. Gene Ontology annotation, molecular function: translation elongation factor activity; RNA binding; ribosome binding. Lineage: Eukaryota; Viridiplantae; Streptophyta; Magnoliopsida; Malpighiales; Euphorbiaceae. The record is from RefSeq and is a predicted model, not a curated record. The transcript has 5 exons. Bases 82 to 561 code for a protein of 159 amino acids. Gene Ontology annotation, biological process: positive regulation of translational termination; positive regulation of translational elongation.
CAUCACUCAUCAGCGACUGGCCAGGCUACCUUAUAUAGUGUUACACUUAUUUGGUGCUUUCUCCACAAAUCUCUGAAAACCAUGUCCGACGAGGAGCAUCACUUUGAGUCCAAGGCCGACGCCGGAGCGUCCAAGACCUUCCCACAGCAAGCCGGUGCUAUCCGCAAGAACGGUUACAUCGUCAUUAAGAAUCGCCCUUGCAAGGUUGUUGAUGUUUCCACCUCCAAGACUGGAAAGCAUGGUCAUGCUAAGUGCCAUUUCACUGGAAUAGACAUCUUCAAUGCCAAAAAGCUUGAAGAUAUUGUCCCUUCCUCCCACAACUGUGAUGUCCCCCACGUCAAUCGUACUGACUACCAGCUAAUUGAUAUUUCUGAGGAUGGAUUUGUGAGUUUGCUAACUGACAAUGGGAAUACUAAGGAUGACCUGAGGCUCCCAACUGAUGAGAAUCUUCUGGCUCAGAUCAAGGAUGGCUUUGCUGACGGAAAAGACCUUGUUGUGACAGUCAUGUCUUCAAUGGGAGAGGAGCAGAUCUGUGCUCUCAAGGACAUUGGGCCAAAGUAAAUUCUCAUUAAUGUGAGAUGGUUGUUGCAAUUUAAGCGGAAAGGAUUUUGUAAAAGCUAUUAUAGCUCGUCUUUUAUGAAGUUAGAGUAGACUAGUUAGAAUGCUAUGCGGAUGGUUUAUAUGAAGUUUGGAAACAUAAUUUUCAUUACUCGUGGUAUUUCCGUUAUAUAAAUUCUGUCUUGUUUUAUUCUCCA